Molecule: messenger RNA, 7035 nt
Organism: Lepus europaeus (European hare)
Lineage: Eukaryota; Metazoa; Chordata; Mammalia; Lagomorpha; Leporidae
Gene: FER1L5
Product: fer-1 like family member 5
Exons: 54
Coding region: 699-6857 (2052 amino acids)
Biological process (GO): plasma membrane repair; T-tubule organization; macrophage activation involved in immune response
Cellular component (GO): cytoplasmic vesicle; membrane; T-tubule
Molecular function (GO): calcium ion binding; calcium-dependent phospholipid binding
Source: RefSeq, a predicted model, not a curated record
GCGAGGAAUGCGCGCUCGGCUCCGGGGCGGAAGGUGGGCCCCAGGCUGGAGAUGGCGGGAAAGUGAGGCCAAGGGACGAAGCUGGCUGCCACGGCCGCUCCCAGUCCCUCGGCCUGUGCUGGCCGCCCCGAGGGGAAGGGAGGAGGGCGCCAGACCUCCCACUCCCUGAAUUUACUUGUUAGGGGUUUGCUCUUAGCCAAAGAAAACCACCACAAUAAAGAUAAAAAUAAAAAACGUUGCAUUGGUCCAAAGACUGCCUUAAAAAAAAAAAAAAAGCCCUUAUCAAAAACAGAUGAGGAAAAAUUAAAGAAAAACGUCUGUCCGGAGCUUCGCUGAGUGGUGCUGGUUCUUAUAAUCGGGAACCUGCCCUAAAGGAAGCGGGCUUUGGAGCCGCAGUUAGGACAACGACGACGUGGCAAUACCAGCGUCCCCUCUGGAGUGCCUGGCUUUGAACUCUGACUCUGGAUUCCAGCUUCCUGCUGAGGCGCACCCUGGGAGGUACCAGGUGAUGGCUCACGCACCUGGGUCCCUGCUGUCCCCGUCGAAGACCCUGAAAUCAAGAACCACCCCCGUUUGUGACAUCCUUUCUGUGGCCAAGUUCCACUCACUCCCAUGAGCCCUAGGAGAAGCCUUGGACCAAGGAGCUCCAAGAAGGAAGCUGUAGCACUGCGGAGGGAAAGAGAGGAAGUAUCUCAGAGAUGCUGCGGCUCAUUGUGGAGUCGGCCAAAAUUGAGCCGCCCCUAAGCCCUCCACCCAGGCCCUGCGUGGCCGUCAACUUCAGAGAUACCAAGAAGAAAACUCGUGUGGUGGAAGGGAACGAGCCUAUAUGGAAUGAGACCCUUAUCUGGCACCUCCGGAACCGCCCCUUGGAAAAUGACUCCUUCCUGCAAGUUGUCCUUCUGGACAUGGGCUCAAAGAAGAAAGAAAGGUUCAUUGGCCUGGCCACAGUCCUGCUGGAGCCAUUGGUGAAACGAACUGAGGUCCUGUAUGUGAAGGGCCUGAUCCUGCUCAACCAUUCCAUGAAGCCCACAGAUUGUACUGUCACCCUCCAGGUGGCCCAGAUGACCAACCAGGAUAUUGAGAAGACAUGGGAUGAAGACCUCCUGGGCAUAAGUGCAAGAGAAGCGGCCAGGCAGAAGCUGAUGGCUCUCAGCCCCACCCUGCACAGGGUCCAAUGCUCAAAGCCUCAGCACUUUCAGGUUCGGGUGAAGGUGUAUGAAGCCCGACAGCUCAUGGGCAACAACAUCAAGCCAGUGGUGAAGGUGAUCAUUGGAAGUCAGCAGCACCACACGCGGAUCAAGAUGGGAAACAACCCUUUCUUCAAUGAGAUCUUCUUCCAGAAUUUCUAUGAGGUUCCUUCAAAGUUCUUCGAUGAGAUCAUUUCAAUCCAGGUGAUGAACUCUUCAGUGUUGAGAUACAACGCAGAGAUCGGGAGAUUCCAAACAGAUAUUGGGUUUAUUUACCAUUCUCCAGGUCACGCACUGCUAAGGAAAUGGUUAGGCCUGUGCCUGCCAAACAAACCCAUCAGCGGCGUGAGAGGCUACCUGAAAGUCACCAUCUGCGUGCUGGGUGUGGGAGACCAGGCUCCGGUGGAUCAAAAGCUGCCCUAUGGGGCCGAGAAGGAUAUUCAGAUCAUCAAGUCGACCCGAGUCCCCAUCCACGCAGCCUACUUACAGUUCUUCAUCUACUGCGCCGAGGACCUGCAUCUCAAGAAACACCAUUUAGUGAGUCCUGUUUUGGAAGUGGAACUAAUUGGGGAAAAGCUCCAGACAAAUAUGCAGGCCCUCACCGAUAACCCCAUAUGGAACCAGAUCCUGACCUUCCAGAUUCAGCUGCCCUGCCUCUCCAGCUACAUCAAGUUCAGAGUCUUGGAUUGCCCCAGAAAUGAUUGUCAGAAUGAGAUUGGCACUGUGAGCUUGUCCCUCAACCAGAUCUCGUCCACUGGGGAAGAGAUAGAAGGAAUGUACUCCGGCUUCCUGCCCUGCUUUGGCCCCAGCUUCCUGAUUCUCCAUGGGGGGAAAAGGGCUGCGUUCAGCAUGCGGGAAAAAGACUGUGUUCCCGACUCUGUUAAGGAUGGUUUAGCUUAUAGAGGACGACUCUUCAUGGAGUUAAUCACAAAAAUCAAGUCCCAGCAAGAGUUUUGGAUAAAGGAUAUCUCCCGUGAAGUGGCAAGGAUAGAGAAGCACCAGAACCGGCUGAGGUAUGGGCUGUGCGUCGUCUUCCUGUCCUGUACCCUGAUGCCCAGCUUUAAGGACCUGAUCCAGUUCGAAGUCAGCAUCGGCCACUACGGAAACAAGACAGACACGAAUUACAAACCUCUGGUGUCAACCACACAGUACAGUCCGGUGAUAUAUGAUGGGAACAUCUACCACUAUGUACCCUGGUACAACACCAAGCCUGUCGUGGCCGUGACCUCCAACUGGGAGGACAUCAGCUUCCGCAUGAAAUGCCUCAACCUCCUCCACGUCACUCGGGACCGCCUGAAAGCCAAUCUGGACACCCUGAAGUCCCUGCGGAAUCCGAAGGACCCAGCUCUGCUCCAGCAGUGGGAGAAGCUGCUGAGGGAGCUGGUGGAGGACUGCAAGCGCCCUCUGCCCUGCAUGACCGAUCAGCCCAAAGCCAACAUCCUAGACAAGGAGAAGUGGCAGCUCCGGAACCUCCUCCUGAAGGAACUGGCCGAGAAGGCCAAGAACGCCAAGCCCAGGGAUAUGGUGGCCACGGUGGAGGGCUGGCUGCACCGACUCGACGCUGUGCUCCCCGAGCCCCAGAUGGGCUUCCCGGACGUGAUGAUCUGGCUGAUGGCCAGGGAGCAGCGAGUGGCCUACGCACGGGUGCCUGCCCACACCAUCCUGUUCUCCCCGGCAGGGAGCCUGCACUCCGGCCGCUUCUGUGGCAAGAUCCAGUCACUCCUGCUGCAGUACCCAGAGGGAGAAGGAGAGAAGGACACGGUCCCGGCCCACCUCCGGGUCUGCAUGUGGCUCGGGAACGUCAUGGACAGCCAGCACCUGCAGCUGCCCCGCCAGGGCAGCAUAGUGGUGUAUGCCGAGACGUAUGAGAAUCAGGCCAAGUAUAAAGACCAGUGGGGGCCGCAGGGGCUGCACCGAUGCCCCAACUUCUCAGACGUCACGGGGCACAAGGCCCUCCCCAAGACGAAUUUCAAGGCACCCACGGGAUGGCACUGGCAAGACAACUGGAAAAUAGAGCCUCAGAGGAGGCUCCUCUUGGACACAGACAUCAACAAGAGCCAGGUGCUGGAGGAGGUAUACGAGAACCAGGACCGCGAUGCCACAGGCGCCUGGGUUCCUGCGGAAAUCCCGAACACGGAUUUGGAUGGACAGCCUGUGGAGGCCCGGGAGAACGUGAAGUGCCCCCCAGGCUGGCACUUUAAGAAGAACUGGACUGUGGAGCUGAACCACGCGGUGGACAGUGAGGGCUGGGAGUAUGGAGUGGGGAUCCCGCCCUCGGGCAUGCCCCGGGUCUGGAGCUCAGUGGAGAAGACCUACCACUCGCGACGUCGCAGGCGCUGGGUGCGUCUGCGCUUCCGGGACCCGGAGAAGCCGAGCCAGGAGCAGGAGACCCUCUCCUUCCUGCAGCAGCAGGGCCUGGCCAAGGAGGACGAGGGCUGGGAGUACGGCACCUUUGGCUCCAAGUUCCACCUGGACCCGCAGCCCCACAGCGAGUUCCGCCGCCGCUGCUGGCACCGCAGGCUGGUGCCCAACCACGACAAAGGCAUCGCGCCCAUCUUCCUCCUGGAGGGCUCUUUGGUGAGGGAUCUGAAGUUUAAUUACAAGAAGGAAGAGGAAAAGCCAGGGGUCUGGGGUCAGUUCAGAGACUCCUGGAGGGAACGCCCCGAGGAACCCCUGCCUGCCAACAUGCCCUUCAUCUACUGCCUGAUUAACAAGCCCCACUACUACCAGCUCCUCUGCUACAUCUACCAGGCCCGGAACCUGCUUUCCAACCAGAUCCUGACAUUCCAAGGGCCCUUCAUUCGGGUGAUCUUCUUAAACCACAGCCAGCGCACCCAAGCCGCAGGCAGCUCUGCAGCCCCCAUUUGGGCCCAGACACUCAUCUUCCAGCACCUACUCCUGUACGAGAACCCCCAGGACACCAAAGAGAGCCCACCACUCCUGGUGUUGGAACUGUGGCAACGCGACUCCCAGGGCAAGGAAAGCUUGUGGGGACGGAGCAUGUGGCCCCCAGUGGUCUGGCUGGAUCUCCAAGACCGGAUCCUGCCCCCUCUGAGGUGGCACCCACUUGUAAAAGACCUGGGGGAGGAAGAGAGUGAGAUCUUGGCAUCCUGCGAGCUGAUCCUGGAGACAGAGAAGCUGAGAGAGAAGCAGCUGCCGAUCCUGAGUGUCCCCUGGAAGAACGGGGUCUACACACUGCCCAGGAGCAUCCAGCCCACGCAGAGGAAGAUGGCCAUUGAGAUCCUGGCCUGGGGCCUUCGGGGCAUGAAGAAGGUGCGCUACCCCCAGCUCCUGGUGGAGUGUGGGGAAGAGUCCCUAAAGACAGAACCCAUCCAGGACUUCCAGACCAACCCCAACUUCCCCGAGCCCAUCCUCUUCCUCAUGGUGUUCAUGCCCACAGAGGAAGCCUACGCGUCGCCCCUCACGGUGAAGGUGGUGGACAAUCAGGACUAUGGCCAGCAGAGCGUGGUGGGCCAGGCCAACAUCGACUUCCUCCAGCCUUAUUUCUGUGACCCCUGGGCUCAGGACUACGUCCCCCCGCAGCUGCCAACGCUGGCCGAGAGGAAGCACCACCAGGAGAUCCUAGAGCACCUCUACAGAAAGUUCUGGUACAAGUCCAGCAAAGACGAGGAUGAAUUUGAGCACGAGGUGGAUUGGUGGAGCAAGCUCUUCUGGGCCACAGCAGAUGACAGGUCCCUGAAGUACAAGUACAAAGAUUACUUCGCCAUAAAGGUGUAUGACUGUGAACUGGAGGCCGUGCCAGCCUUCCAAGGCCUCCAGGACUUCUGCCAGACCUUUAAACUCUACCAGGAGCAGCCCAAAGUGGAUAGCCCUGUGGUAGGGGAGUUCAAGGGCCUUUUCCGCAUCUACCCCUUUCCUGAGAAUCCAGAGGCCCCCAAGCCCCCGCGCCAGUUCUUGGUGUGGCCCAGUAGAGAGGACUUCCCUCAGCAGUGCUUGGUGCGGGUGUACGUGGUGCGAGGCAUCAACCUGCAGCCCCAGGACUACAACGGCCUGUGUGACCCUUACGUGAUGGUGAAGCUGGGGGAGACAAAGCUUGGCAGCCGGGACACUUACCGGCCCAACACUCUGGAUCCCAUCUUCGGCACGAUGUUUGAGCUCACCUGCAACAUUCCCCUGGAGAAGGACCUGGAGAUCCAGCUGUAUGACUUUGACCUCAUUUCAGCCGAUGAUGAGAUCGGAACCACAGUCAUCGACCUGGAGAACCGCCUCCUGUCUGGCUUUGAAGCUCGCUGUGGGCUCUCCAAAUCCUACUGCCAGACAGGGCCCUUCCGUUGGCGGGAUCAGAUGCCCCCCAGCUACCUCCUGGAGCGCCGUGCCAAGCAGAAAGGGCUGCCUCCGCCUUUGUACAGCCCUGAGGAAGACUCUGUCUUAUACAACGGGGAAAAAUUCAAGCUGGAAAGCUUCGAGCCCAAGCCCCUUCACGUGCCUGGUUUGGGACCCAAGAAAGAACGCCUGGCGCUGUACAUCCUGCACACCCAGGGGCUGGUCCCUGAGCACGUGGAGACCCGCACACUGUACAGUGAGAGCCAGCCGGGCAUUGACCAGGGAAAGGUGCAACUGUGGGUGGACAUCUUCCCCAAGAAGCUGGGGCCUCCAGGCCCCCAAGUCGACAUCAGCCCCAGAAAGCCUAAAUGGUACGAGCUGCGGUGCAUCAUCUGGAAGACCGCCAGUGUGGACCUGGUGGACGAGUCACUGACCAGAGAGAAGAUGAGUGACAUCUACGUCAAAGGGUGGCUGUUCGGGAUGGAGAAAGACAUGCAGAAGACGGAUAUCCACUACCACUCCGUGACCGGUGAGGGCAACUUCAACUGGCGGUUCAUCUUCACCAUGGACUACUUGGCAGCAGAGUGUAUGUGCGUGCGGAGCGAGAAGGAUUACAUAUGGAGCCUGGACCCCACGUCAAUGAAGUUGCCGGCCCGGCUCAUCAUCCAGGUCUGGGACAAUGACACGUUCACCAGUGACGACUUCCUAGGGGUCCUGGAGCUGGAUCUGUCCGACAUGCCCUUCCCAGCCCCGAGCGCCAAGCAGUGCUCCCUCAGGAUGAUGGACCCAGACCCCAAGUGGCCCCAGUUCCUUCAGCACAAGCGCUUCUCCCUCUUCAAGAAGAAGAUUGUCACUGGCUGGUGGCCUUUCCAGGUCCUUGAUGGAGACAAGUGGCGCCAGUCGGGCAAAGUGAAGAUGACUCUGGAGGUCCUGUCACAGAAGGAAGCCUUAAUCAAGCCGGCGGGGCGAGGCCAGUCAGAGCCCAACCAGUACCCUACACUCCACCCUCCCCUACGUCCCGACGCCACUUUCUCGUGGUUGCGAUCGCCUAUUCAAAACUUCUGCAUUGUUUUCUGGAAACGCUACCGCUACAAAAUCAUAGCCUUCUCAGUCAUGUUGGUCAUGGUGCUCUUGCUGUUCCACUUUAUCUACUCCGCUCCGAACUAUUUAGCCAUGAACUGGAUCAAACCUGAAAUGCGGCUGUAUCCUCCCAUUAAAAUAGUCAAUGUCAUCGGUUCACCAAACACCAGCAAUGCCAGCUCCACCCUCCUCAUCACUGAGAAACCACACCUAGUGGAUACAGCAGACCAGGAGUGGCAGCUCGUCCAGGAACCCAAGAAUCAGAUGGAUGACAUUUUCCCAGAGCUCCCAGCUGCAGGAGACUAAUCCGCUGAUUUAUCUGCCUUUUCUCCUGCUUCUAUCGGCCCUACCCCCAGACUUCCUACCAACUCCCUGUUUCUGUCUCCUAGGGCAUUCGAAGAGGCUAGGGGUAUUCUGGCUAUUGUGCUCAGAAACCACUGCCCCAAGAGCAGAGCUGUAAUUUUCCACUGAAAUAAACAAGCUU